AUGAGUAUUCUAUGUUGGAACUGUCGGGGGCUUGGGAACCGGCAGACAGUUCAAGAGCUCGGAGACUUAAUUCGGGCACAAGAUCCCUCAGUGAUGUUUUUAGCCGAAACAUGGCUGGAUGAAUUUAGGCUAAUUAGUUUACGUGACUCAUUUCGUUUUGGUCAUCAUCAUGGGGUCUCUAGAUCAACCCGUGGUGGUGGUUUGGUGUUGUUUUGGAAAAAAGACUUGGAUUUACAGGUAAUGUCUUCCUCCCAUAAUCACAUUGAUGCUUUGGUUAAUAGAGGAAAUGAAAAUGGUUGGCGUUUUACGGGUUUUUACGGAGCACCUGAAACUCAGCUUCGGUGGAAAUCUUGGGAUUUAUUAAGAGAUUUAAAUAAUCGCUUUUCGAUUCCGUGGUUGUGCGGUGGUGAUUUUAACGAACUUUUGAAAACUCAUGAGAAGUUAGGAGGACGGCUACGACCGUAUGGGCAGAUGCAAAAAUUUCGAGAAGUUCUUGAUGAAUGUGGUCUGUUCGAUCUUGGUUUUGAAGGAAACAAAUUCACUUGGUUCAAAAAAUUCCCGGAUGGUGGUGUUGUGUGGGAAAGGCUGGAUAGAGCAGUGAGUUCGGUGGCAUGGUAUGAUUUAUUUCCUGCUUCAAAGGUUAUUACAUUGGUUUGUGCUUCCUCCGACCAUAGUCCAAUUUUGAUCCUUCCUGAGGGGAUCACGUCAAAGCCCCAAUGCCCCUGGAGGUUUGAACAAAUGUGGCUUGAGGAGCAGGGCUGCCACGAUUCUGUUAAAAGAGCUUGGAAAAAUAUCUCCUUUGAGCCGCCCAUGCCCAAAGUUAUUCAGAAUGUGGAAUCCUGUAAAGCUCAGUUGAAAGUAUGGAGUAAGAAGGGUUUUUGCAACAUUGCCAAUACUUUAAGGGAGAAAAAAAAGACUUUGAUGGAAGCUGAAGAAGUGGCGGUGAAUGGAGGAAGUAUAUAG
This is a messenger RNA of Quercus lobata, 963 nucleotides long. RefSeq lists its product as uncharacterized. The transcript has a single exon. The record is from RefSeq and is a predicted model, not a curated record. Lineage: Eukaryota; Viridiplantae; Streptophyta; Magnoliopsida; Fagales; Fagaceae. Bases 1 to 963 code for a protein of 320 amino acids. Gene Ontology annotation, molecular function: catalytic activity.